Messenger RNA from Pipistrellus nathusii (Nathusius's pipistrelle), 3213 nucleotides. NCBI's taxonomy places the organism in Eukaryota, Metazoa, Chordata, Mammalia, Chiroptera, Vespertilionidae. The record is from the annotation of a GenBank genome assembly.
AUGGGAGCCGCGCGGGGAACCCCGAGCAGCCGCCGCCGGCUGCCGCUGCUCAGCGUCCUGCUGCUGCCGCUGCUGGGAGGUGCCCAGGCCACCAUCGUCUUCAUCAAGGAGCCGUCCUCCCAGGAUGCCCUGCAGGGGCGCCGGGCGCUGCUCCGCUGCGAGGUGGAGGACUCGGGCUCGGUGCACGUGUACUGGCUGCUGGAUGGGGCCCCCGUCCAGGACACGGAGCGGCGUUUCGCCCAGGGCAGCAGCCUGAGCUUUGCGGCUGUGGACCGGCUGCAGGAUUCGGGAGCCUUCCAGUGCGUGGCUCGGGACAAGACUACUGGAGAGGAGGCCCGCAGUGCCAACGCCUCCUUCAACAUCAAAUGGAUUGAGACGGGCCCUGUGGUCCUGAAGCAUCCGGCCUCGGAAGCUGAGAUCCAGCCACAGACCCAGGUCACUCUGCGUUGCCACAUUGAUGGGCACCCUCGGCCCACCUACCAGUGGUUCCGAGAUGGGAGCCCCCUCUCUGAGGGUCAGAGCAACCACACGGUCAGCAGCAAGGAGCGGAACCUGAUCCUCCGGCCGGCCGGCCCCGAGCACAGCGGCGUCUACUCCUGCUGCGCCCACAAUGCCUUUGGCCAGGCCUGCAGCAGCCAGAACUUCACCUUGAGCAUUGCCGAUGAGAGCUUUGCCAGGGUGGUGCUGGCGCCCCAGGAUGUGGUAGUAGCGAGGAACGAGGAGGCAAUGUUCCACUGUCAGUUCUCAGCCGAGCCAGCCCCGAGCCUGCAGUGGGUCUUUGAGGAUGACACCCCCAUCACUAACCGCAGCCGCCCCCCACAUCUCCGCAGAGCCACGGUGUUUGCCAACGGGUCCCUGCUGCUGACGCAGGUCCGACCGCGCAAUGCCGGAGUCUACCGCUGCAUAGGCCAGGGCCAGAGGGGCCCGCCCGUCGUCCUGGAGGCCACACUUCACCUGGCAGAGAUUGAAGACAUACCUCCAUUUGAACCCCGGGUGUUCACAGCUGGCAGCGAGGAGCGCGUGGCCUGCCUGCCCCCCCAGGGUCUGCCGGAGCCCAUCAUGUGGUGGGAGCACGUAGGAGCCCGGCUGCCCACGCACGGCAGAGUCUACCAGAAGGGCCACGAACUGGUGUUUGCCAGCAUUGCCGAGAGCGAUGCCGGUGUCUACACCUGCCACGCAGCCAACCUGGCUGGUCAGCGGCGACAGGAUGUCAACAUCACCGUGGCCACUGUGCCCACGUGGCUGAGGAAGCCCGAGGACAGCCAGCUGGAGGAGGGCAAGCCAGGCUACUUGCAUUGCCUGACUCAGGCCACACCGAAACCCACAGUCAUCUGGUACAGAAACCAGAUGCUCAUCUCGGAGGACUCGCGGUUCGAGGUCUCCAAGAACGGGACCCUGCGCAUUAACAGCGUGGAGGUGUACGACGGAACGUGGUACCGCUGCGUGAGCAGCACCCCAGCUGGCAGCAUCGAGGCCCAAGCCCGGGUGCAAGUGCUGGAAAAGCUCAAGUUCACACCACCGCCCCGGCCGCAGCAGUGCAUGGAGUUUGACAAGGAGGCCACGGUGCCCUGCUCAGCCACCGGCAGAGAGAAGCCCACCAUUAAGUGGGUACGAGCAGAUGGGAGCAGCCUCCCGGAGUGGGUGACAGACAACGCUGGGACGUUGCACUUCUCCAGGGUGACCCGCGACGAUGCCGGCAACUACACCUGUAUCGCCUCCAACGGGCUACAGGGCCAGAUCCGUGCCCACGUCCAACUUACUGUGGCAGUUUUCAUCACCUUCAAGGUCGAGCCCGAGCACACAACCGUGUACCAGGGCCACACGGCUCUGCUGCGGUGUGAGGCCCAGGGGGACCCCAAGCCACUCAUCCAGUGGAAGGGCAAAGACCGCAUCCUGGACCCGACCAAGCUGGGACCCAGGAUGCACAUCUUCCAGAAUGGCUCCCUGGUGAUCCACGACGUGGCCCCCGAGGACUCGGGGAGCUACACCUGCAUUGCGGGCAACAGCUGCAACAUCAAGCACACGGAGGCCCCUCUCCUCGUCGUCGACAAGCCCAUGCCAGAAGAGUCGGAGGGCCCGGGCAGCCCUCCCCCCUACAAGAUGAUCCAGACCAUCGGGCUGUCGGUGGGCGCCGCAGUGGCCUACAUCAUUGCCGUGCUGGGCCUCAUGUUCUACUGCAAGAAGCGCUGCAAGGCAAAGCGGCUUCAGAAGCAGCCAGAGGGCGAGGAACCCGAGAUGGAGUGCCUCAAUGGUGGGCCUCUGCAGAAUGGGCAGCCCUCGGCGGAGAUCCAGGAGGAAGUGGCUUUGACCAGCUUGGGCUCUGGCCCCGCAGCCACCAACAAACGCCACAGCACAAGCGACAAGAUGCACUUUCCGAGGGCCAGCCUGCAGCCCAUCACCACGCUGGGGAAAAGCGAGUUUGGAGAGGUGUUCCUGGCGAAGGCGCAGGGCGUGGAGGAGGGGGUGGCAGAGACCCUGGUGCUGGUGAAGAGCCUGCAGAGCCGGGACGAGCAGCAGCAGCUGGACUUCCGGAGGGAGUUCGAGAUGUUCGGGAAGCUGAACCACGCCAACGUCGUGCGGCUCCUGGGGCUGUGCCGGGAGGCCGAGCCCCACUACAUGGUGCUGGAGUACGUGGACCUGGGAGACCUCAAACAGUUCCUGAGGAUUUCCAAGAGCAAGGAUGAAAAACUGAAGUCGCAGCCACUCAGCACUAAGCAGAAGGUGGCGCUGUGCACCCAGGUGGCCCUGGGCAUGGAGCACCUGUCCAACAACCGCUUUGUGCACAAGGACCUGGCUGCUCGGAACUGCCUGGUCAGCGCCCAGAGACAGGUGAAGGUGUCAGCCCUGGGGCUCAGCAAGGACGUGUACAACAGCGAGUACUACCACUUCCGCCAGGCGUGGGUGCCUCUGCGAUGGAUGUCCCCCGAGGCCAUCCUGGAGGGUGACUUCUCCACCAAGUCUGAUGUCUGGGCCUUUGGCGUGCUGAUGUGGGAAGUGUUCACCCAUGGGGAGAUGCCCCAUGGCGGGCAGCCGGACGACGAGGUGCUGGCAGACUUGCAGGCUGGGAAGACCAAACUCCCACAGCCUGAGGGCUGCCCUUCCAAGCUCUACCGGCUGAUGCAGCGCUGCUGGGCCCUCAGCCCCAAGGACAGGCCCUCCUUCAGCGAGAUCGCCAACACCCUGGGAGACAGCCCCGCAGACAGCAAGCCGUGA